AUGGACUCCCGCGAGGACAUUCCUCGAGUUUCCGUCGAUACCGUGCACGACUGGCAGAGGUUGCGAUCUAAUUGCAAGAACGCGGCUUUAGCUCACCUACAGGCUCAGAUUGGUGCCACCAGUCUCGGUGAUGAACAAGACACGCUCCUCUCCCAUAUGAAUCAAUUCAUUGAUCUAUCCUUCGGUACGGCCCAACCCAACUUACGUGUCAAUGGCCAUAACUACGAGGCUCUCAACGACAAAGGCGAUAUGGAGCCAUUUGAUGAGGCACUGGAUCGUCGCAUAUGGUCGCUAGCCGAUACGCGGUUACAGUGGCAUAGGCGCAUUGCGGAGACGAGACGUAGCGUCCCGCUUGAGCUUGGAACCUCGAUAUCAUCCAUCUUGGAUCAGCAGCGGGCAAACGACCCAGAGAUAACAGAACCUUUAGAUGAUCUUGGAGAGGAGGUUCUGCUCAAAACUGGGGAGAGUUUCCAACACAUUCAGGAGGCUAUCUCAAAGACUUCUGCUCUUUUCGAGGAACUUGACCAGGCACUGAAGUUUCCCCUCAUCGGUGAUAGCAAGGUUGACCUUUCACUUUAG
This is a messenger RNA of Laccaria bicolor S238N-H82, 579 nucleotides long. RefSeq lists its product as uncharacterized. The transcript has 3 exons. Bases 1 to 579 code for a protein of 192 amino acids. The record is from RefSeq and is a predicted model, not a curated record. Lineage: Eukaryota; Fungi; Basidiomycota; Agaricomycetes; Agaricales; Hydnangiaceae. Gene Ontology annotation, biological process: mitotic sister chromatid segregation. Gene Ontology annotation, cellular component: kinetochore.